Molecule: messenger RNA, 2164 nt
Organism: Sinocyclocheilus rhinocerous
Lineage: Eukaryota; Metazoa; Chordata; Actinopteri; Cypriniformes; Cyprinidae
Product: SWI/SNF-related matrix-associated actin-dependent regulator of chromatin subfamily D member 2-like
Exons: 7
Coding region: 271-1278 (335 amino acids)
Source: RefSeq, a predicted model, not a curated record
GAAGCCACACACACUGAUAACUGUAGACAUUGGUCAGGCUCUUAAAAUGUUGUUGAGAGGCAACCAUUAUGAUAAACGGGGGUUUGACAUGCUUUUAGAGGAAGAGAUGACACACUCAACGGACAUCGAUCGACACUUAGCGACAGAAGAAUAUAUAACAUUAGAUAUUUGAACGCGAUGCGGAAACGCGGAACUUUAACAUUUUUUUGAGUUACUCAGUAACGAUUUUGGAUUUGUUUCUUAAUUAUUAGCGGGAAAAAAUAAUAUAAAAUGGCUUCUAGAUCGGGUUUAUCAGGUUUCCCCGUCAACCCCAGUACCCCGAUAAACCCCAGCAUGAACCCCAUGAACCCGGGUCACAGCAGCGCCAUGAGAAUGCCCGGAAUGCCGCAUAAUUCACCCUUCAGAGGGAUGGGCAGUAACGUUACCCCGAACCAGUACCACCAAUGUCACAAUAGUAAUCCUCAAAUCCUGCAGUCGUACACACAGCGCUCGAGUAUGUCACGAGGAAUGCCAAUAGGGGGCAUGGGGUCUAUGGGUUCCCCUCUGCCCGGUCCGUCUUAUAGUGGAGCCAUGCCUAUGCGACCCGGGAUGCCUCAAGCUGCGAUGGACCCUUCCCGGAAGAGACUCCUUCAGCAGCAGCCCGGGGGUCUUAUGGGUCCAAGAAGGGGAUUGCAUUCCUUAUGCAAAGGCAACAAAGGGAUAGGUGGUUAUACUCAGCGGUUAUACAGAGUCAUGAAACUGAACCGAACUGCUGUAAUCCUGCAGAUUUUUGGCUGCCCCAGGAUGAGAUUUUCGGAUAUCCCCAUGAAACUUGCCAGCCUCCUACAGCACCCUGACCCCAUCGUCAUCAAUCAUAUCAUCAGUGUGGAUCCCAAUGAUCAGAAGAAGACUGCAUGCUUUGAUAUCGAUGUUGAGGUGGACGACCCUCUGAAGGCUCAGAUGACCAGCUUCCUGUCAUCCACAACCAGUCAACAGGAGAUCACUGCCCUGGAGAUGAAGAUCCAUGAGACUAUUGAAUCCAUCAACCAGUUGAAAACCCAGAGAGACUUCAUGCUCAGCUUCAGUAACUACCCACAGGAUUUCAUCCAGGACUGGCUCAAGUCUCAGAGCAGAGACCUCAAAUUAAUGACAGACACUGUGGGAAAUCCAGAGGAGGAGAGACGAACCGAUUUUUACCACUCACCCUGGGUCAAAGAAGCUGUUGGACGCUAUAUAUUUUCAAAGGUCCAGCAGAGGAGACAGGAAUUGGAACAGGUACUGGGAAUCCGACUCACUUAAGAGGAUUCAGACUUCAAAUCCACAGCCACCCGAGGAAUUGGCUCAACAAAUACAGAUGAGAAUGAAGCUUUCUGUUUGAAAACCAAUGGAGGAACUUCAUGUAGAAGUUUGGGUGCUGGGAUUGUUUAGUAUAUUGCUUGUCAGUUUUAGCACUUGUACUAUUACACACAUCUGGCCAUAUAAAUUUCAAAUGGUUUUACAAUAACUGGAACUUCAGUACGUAUCUUUCUCUUUGCAUUCAUUUUCUGAUCUUCUCUUAUAUAAUCUGAAAAUGAGGCAUCCAGUUCAUGAUUCAGUUUGUUGACAUACUCAUCUUUGCUAUUAUUACAUCUUUUUGUAUAUUUUACAGUAAGAUAUACAGUACUGUAGCUUGUUGGCUAAAACCCCUAUAGGUAACUGAUGCAACACAGCUUCUUUUUGUUCAUAAAUGUUGUGUUUAUGGUAGGAAUUGCCAAACUCAAUCAACAUUUGCCAUUUAGUUUUUGAAAGGUUUCCAAUUCUGACUGCAAAGGCUAUUUUUACAAUGGAAUUGCACAGUUUUUGAGUUAAGAUGCAGUUACUUAUAAUUAAGUAGACUAGUAAUGAAAAUGCAAUGUUUUACUUCAAUAUUGUGGAGUUUUCCAUUUGGUCUCUCAGGAAAAUAAGUGCUGCACUGCAUUCAAGAGCCAUGUUUUUGUAUUUCCACCCCAGCGGGAAAUCCAGCACAUUUGGUUGUCCAGCUGUUUUAGUUCAGUGUACCAGACUUUCUGUCUUCAUCUUGUUGGUGUGUUUACAGAUUUUUUUUUUUUAGCGUUGAAAGUCCGCUGCAGUGGCAGAGACCAUACAGCAGUGACCGAAUUUGUGAAAGGUGGUGCUUCAGGUGUGCAAACCAUCAGCAUAUUCUUAU